Molecule: messenger RNA, 3795 nt
Organism: Coregonus sp. 'balchen'
Lineage: Eukaryota; Metazoa; Chordata; Actinopteri; Salmoniformes; Salmonidae
Source: the annotation of a GenBank genome assembly
AUGAGUGCCCCACCUCCACCAAUAUCACACCAGAGCCAGUCCUCAUCCUCACACAGUUCACGGAAAUCCAGCAAGAUGAGCAGCAGCAGUAGUGUGAGUGGGAGCUCUGCUGCAGGAUACCCACAAUUCUUACGUCCGUUUCACCCUGCAGAAGCAGCACUAGCUCAGGAGCAGCUGCACUCUGGAAUGGGACGUUUUGACUUUGGGGGUAGUAGCAGUGGAGGGUCUGGUGUUAUUGGAGGUGUGGUUACAUCUGCUCCCCCACCACCACCCUUACACCCUGGCCUCUCUGUUCCCCAAGCCUCACCUGGACCUUCCUCCUCCUCGCCCUCCCCAUCAGCCUCAUCUUCCGCCUCUAACAACCCUGGCAGUGCAGUUUCCUCCCUAGGGCAACCACUCGUUGGGCAGUCUGAUCCACGUAGCUUACAUCAGCAGUUCAGUUGCAUGCUUGCCGCCAAUCAGUACUUUCUUUCAGGGGUCCCGACCAACAGCAGUCUGGAGCAGUUUCUGGUUCAACAAGGGGGUCAUAAUCAUCUUGGCCUGGGUUUGGGCCAAGGAGCUAGUGACUCAAACUCAGCCCUCGCCCCACCUCCAGCUCUUCACUCAUCACACAGUCAUAGUCACUCCACACCCCAGCCUCAACAGCAGCAGCAACCAUUGGCACCCCAUGCUUUAUCGCACUCUCACAGCCAUACCCACCCACAUCAUCCUCUUCACCCAACACCUCAGCCGUCAUCUCUGGGUGGCUUUGAUUUCCAAGGUAUUCCAGUUCUCUCCUCCAAUCAGCUGGCUUCGUUGAUGCAACAAGAGGCUAGUGGUAUGCCCCUCCCUCUACCACUCCAUUUAUCACUUUCGAAAGAUGAAGGGAAAGGAGACAGUGGAUCUGGUGGAAGUGGUGGUAGUAGGAGAAAGAAGGCUAUGGCUGGCUACCUUCCUCAGAGAAAGGCAGAUGGCACCAGUCACAGCAGUAGCAGUGGUAGUAACUGCCACAGCAGCUCCACUGAACACAGUCAAAAUUCAACCAUUCAACCGGGCCUUGUAGGAGGAGCCAUAACCAGCCUUGGUGGUAACCAUUCAUCAGUCCUCUCUUCAUCAACACAACAGUCCUCCUCAACGGUCUCCUCUUCCUCCUCAGCUCCUUCCUCAUCCACUGCCUCUGUGCUGGUAGCUAAUGAUUCACAGCUACCUAAACCUGAAAAUCUAAAUCCCAUGACCUCCAUGCCUUGUCAACCUGACCCUGAAGCCAUCUACCACUGUGGUGAAUGUGGAAAGACCUUCAGUCAUCUUACAAGCCUUCGCAGGCAUCUCCGUAGUCAUGGUUUGACUUCUGAAGAUGCCAAGCCAGACACUUCAAGCGAAGACAAAACUUUCUGUUGCACCGAAUGUGGAAAGGGAUUCAAGAAAAGGGGGCACCUCCUCCAGCAUGGUGUUAUCCAUUCAGGGGCUCGUCCAUUUGCAUGUGGUGUCUGUCAACGGUCUUUCAACCGCCGUGAGUCCCUCACCAGGCAUGAGAAGAUCCAUGAUGAUAAGCCUUUCCGAUGCCCUGCUUGUGGUCGCUGCUUCCGAGAGAGCACCUCUUUGCUAAACCAUGCUGCGUCUGGCACCUGUGGAAAGCCUGGAAGGAAUUCCCGGCCCAGACCAAGUGGUAGUGGUGAAAAUCAAAGCUCUUCAAGUGCAAGUAGCAGCAAAACUGGAAUGGUGGCUGAAGGCAGUGGUACAGGUGAUUACCAACGAGAUGGAGCGAGUAAAUUUGGAACGGAUUAUUCAAGGAACCGGCCAUCAUACCAGCCAUCCUACAGUGUGGAUGACUACCGACGACAGCAGGCUAACCAGGCUAACCAAUCUUGUUAUUCUGGAGAGAGCUCCCAUGGAAGUGGGAUGUCAAGCCAGACACUCAGAAAGGCACCAUUGGCACCUACCUUACACCCACACCCUCAAAGUCAACAACCACAACACCAUCUCCAUCAACAGCAACCUCAUCUUCCUCUUUCAUCUCUAUUGGAUGACUCUGAGGAUGAGGUCACUAGCAGUGCCAUGUCUGCCAUUGCUGCAGCUGCCGCUGCUUCCUGCGAGAUAAGUACUGGCGAGAGUCGAGGAGAGGAGCGAAGAGACAUCAUUGGAGGUUUGCUUGGAGGACUUGGCUUUGGGAAUAUGGGAGUCUCACCAGGUGGUCCAUCAUCUACAUCUGAAAUCGACAAGACCUACAGAUCAGGUAGUGGCUCUACCAUCCCCUUAACACAUCCAAGCCAGCAGAUGAUGAAUGCUAAACCGAAAAAGCCCCGCAAGCCUCGGCAGAAGAGAGAACCAGGACCUGAUGGAAUCAUAGUUCGACAAAGAAGAAGUCGUGGGGAGGGAGAACGGCCAUAUUCUUGCGGAGUUUGUGGUAAAGGAUUCAGGAGACGUGAGACCCUACGUCGGCAUGACCGUGUUCACACAGGUGAAAAGCCACACCGGUGUGAUGUUUGUGGGAAAGAGUUCCGGGAGUACUUCCAUCUUACUAAACAUUCCACUGUGCAUUCUGGGCAGAAGAACUACAAAUGUGACCUAUGUGGUAAAGAGUUUGCUUACGCUCAGAGCUUGGUGAGACAUGGAAAAUUACACACAAAAGGGGAAUUGGAUGCUACACCAGGAGGAAAAAUUGCUAAAGGCCAUGGAGGGGUUAUUAGUUUAGAUGAAAAUCAAGCAAACUCUCAAUCUUAUUAUCCGUACCCUCAAGAUAAGUCUCAGGGGUCCAGCUCAUCCACUCAGCCCACUCAGAAGCUCUUUACAUGCACAACGUGCUGGAAAUCCUUCCGCCAUCAGUUUCACUUGACAGCCCAUCAACAAACUGUCCAUGGUGGUGGAAUUAGGGGUGAAAAAAAUUUCUGCUGUGAGGUAUGCGGGAAGGCCUUCGCCUAUUCUAACAGCUUGUCCAGGCACAGGCAAUCGCAGCAUGGAUUGGGCCGCACUGGGUCGGCAAACCCACCAGCUGGUGGAACCCAACAUCCUUCCCAAGCAGAUGAGUACAUCCCUCUUUUUGAAUCAGGUCACCCCUCAACUUAUCCGUCAGGCUCCUACAUGCCAAACCAAUCCUCCCAAGGUCAACACCGCCCUUUUCAGUUCCAGUCCCAAGAAGGAUGGGUUGGUGGUAAGAGAAAAAGAGAGAAAAAAAGGAGGGUCGAAUAUCAAAGUAUAAUGAGAGGGGGACAACUAGUGGGGGUUGCCUUGAAUAAGGCUACGAGCAGGAGACUCAAAGUGAUGAAGCGGAAAAAAGGAAUAAUGCACGAGAAGCUUAAGCAGAAGAAACUGCUCGCCCAGCUCCUGAGAAUGAGAGGAGGGUAUAGAGUUAAACAAUGGUGUGGAGGUGUGGUUAAAGUCAGUGGGCUGUCAUCUAUGGAAGUCCCCAUAAAACGAUUUCCAUGCCAGUACUGCCCCAGCACCACAUUCGCCAGUCAGGCCAAACUUUUGAUCCAUCGUUCUGUGAGGCAUCCUCCAAGAAAUAACGGCCAGCAAGCCCGUCUGAAGUGCUCAGUCUGCGGAAAGCGUUCUCGGACAUUACGGAAAGCCCUCAUUCAUCGUGGACGUCACCUUUCCCAAGGGCGGUUCUCAUGUCCCAAAUGCCGCUCCCGCUUCUGGAAUGGAUCUCUCCUGGAGAGGCACAGCGUCGCUUGCCAGGGUCAAUCUCUGUUAGGUAGUGGAAACUGGGGCUUGAAAGUGAACUUGCCCCCAAGAGAGGUUGUUGAGAAGACAGCUUCAAAAGAGGUCCAGGAGGGCCAGCCUGGGAGAACAACAGUGGUGACUGAAUACAGCCACUAA